AUGUCUUCGCGGCGUCGAGAUGGAAAGGAGCGGACACUCGAAGUCCAGUUGAUCCACAUUAUAUACCUGCUGAAUUCUCAUGAGCUUUAUAUCUACGUGAGGAGUAUUGUCCUUUUCAGCCUUACUCCGCCAUUCUUCACGGCCACAAACAAGCGAAAACGAGAUUACCAGAUUGGGUCAGAUUGCAUGAAGCAGCCAAGGGAGUGA
Molecule: messenger RNA, 207 nt
Organism: Penicillium daleae
Lineage: Eukaryota; Fungi; Ascomycota; Eurotiomycetes; Eurotiales; Aspergillaceae
Exons: 2
Coding region: 1-207 (68 amino acids)
Source: RefSeq, a predicted model, not a curated record